Molecule: messenger RNA, 3168 nt
Organism: Sitodiplosis mosellana (orange wheat blossom midge)
Lineage: Eukaryota; Metazoa; Arthropoda; Insecta; Diptera; Cecidomyiidae
Gene: Noc1
Product: CCAAT/enhancer-binding protein zeta
Exons: 8
Coding region: 1-2811 (936 amino acids)
Cellular component (GO): nucleus
Source: RefSeq, a predicted model, not a curated record
AUGGCUCUGAAAACAAAAUCAACAAAAGUGAAAUUUACCGGUGAUAAAUCGGUGAAAUCAGCCGAAUCCAUUUCGUCAGAUGGAGGUGCGGCCAAAAGUAAACACAUAAUUUUUGAUGAUGAUGAGAAUGACGGUGAAAUUGUUGUUGAGAAACAGCAAGAUAUUCCAGAGAAGAAGCAAGAUGUUCCGGACAAGAAGCAGAAAGCGUCGAAAAAGGGUGAAAAGAGUCGCAAGGAUGCAAUGGACAUUGGAACAUUAUGGUAUCAAACGUUUGCCGAAUUCAACACAUCUGGUGAACUUGUCGAGAUGAAAAACAAUGAAAUUGAGGAGCUCACAAAUUACUGUCAGAAAUGUUAUGAGGAACAAAAAUCGGCGUUUGAAAAACGUAAUCCUUCCGAUGUGAAAUGGCUUAAGACUGCCUUGCAUAAGGGUACCUCACGAGAUCGUGCCAAUGCUGGAGCAUUGUUGGUGCAGUCAAAUCCAUUGGCCAAUUUAGAAACGCUCGAAUCGCUUAUAUGUUUUACGAAAAUUACAAACAAAAAUAGUACCGAUUCAGUGGAUGUAGCAACAGAUUUGUUUAUCAAUGCACUUCUGCCACCGGACCGAAAGUUACUGUCCUUUUCACUGCGUGGCGCCGAUUGGAAGGCGUUAAAGAAGAACGAGGGCGUUGACAAGGCGAAAAAAGAUCAAAUUUUUGCAUAUUGGCACGUUGAAACUAUUAUCAAGGAUCAGUAUUUUGAAUUUUUGCGUAACGUUCAGAAUGCGAUCCAAGGUGGUCAGGAGGCAAACAAAAAGCAAGCAAUCAUUUGUGCAUCCAAGUUGUUGUCGUAUGCCCCAGAAAAGGAGCAAAUGUUAUUGUCAAUGUUGGUCAAUAAGUUGGGUGAUCCAUCAAAGAUGAUUGCAUCCAAAGCAUUGCAUCAUUUGACCGAAGUGUCAUUUAAGCAUCCGGCCAUGUGCGGUGUCAUUGCCAAUGAAACGGAGAAAUUCCUAUUCCGAAACAAUAUCACAGAACAUGCACAACACUUUGCUUUGUGUUUCCUAUCGCAAUUGGCGCCACAUGGCAAUGUGGAUGUGUGCACGAAACUGGUGAACAUUUGUCUGUCAUUUUUCAAAGUGGUGGUCAACAAAGGGCUCAUCAACAGUAAGAUAAUGCAGGCAAUUUUACUUUGUCUCAAGCAUUCAAUCACUGAUGUGGUGGAGGCAAACAAAACGAAACCGGGCAGUGAUAGUGGUUUGAUGAGCAAAGACACCCAAGAUACAAUUUAUCGAUUGGUUCAUUUUGCAAAUAUCAAAGUGUCACUGCAAACAUUGGCACUGAUUCUUCAAAUGAUAACUGCAAUGGGUGCCGAACAUCAACACAAUCGCUUUUAUAAUGCAUUGUACAAAAAGUUAUUAGACCCUGAAUUGGGAACAUGUGGAUCGAAAUAUUCGGCUCUAUUCCUGCAUAUCGUUCAUCGUGCCAUUCACGUGGAUAGAAAUAAGUCGAGAGCACAAGCCUUUGUCAAGCGUAUAUUGCAGGUUGCAUUGCAUUUGCCGGCUCCAAUUGCAUGCGGCUGCUUGAUAAUCAUAAGUAAAAUUGUCCGAGCACGAAGUGAACUGAAUCGAAUUGAAGUCCCAUUGCCAGUGGUGCUAAAAACUGAAGAUGAUGCUGAUACAGCUGAAGCGUCUGUCAAUGAAAAUCAUGGAAAGGCCACGGCCUACGAUCCAUAUCAUCGUGCACCGGAAUAUGCGGGUGCUGAAUAUGCCAUGCGAACCGAACUUGUGGCAUUGCUACAUCAUUACCAUCCAACGGUGCGGGUAUUUGCACAGAACAUUCUUGAAAAUACACCAAUCAAGUUUUACGGAGAUCCGCUGGUGGAUUUCUCGCUUACGCAUUUCUUGGAUCGUUUUGCUUUCAAGAAUCCAAAGAAAGAUGACAAUAAGCCAGAGUCUGUUGUGGCUACCUUCCAUCACAAACACUAUACACCGCAUGGAAGUCGUGGCAAACCGGUGAAACAAUUGAGUUCAGCCAAUUGUACCGAGGAUGAGAAAUUCAUCUUCGAAUAUUUGGACAAGAAACGAGCUCGUCAAGCGGCACUCGGUUUGAAUGGUGAACGAAGUGAACGUUUCGAAUCGGUUGAUGACGAUGAAUUCGAUGCAUACUUAGACAGUCUCGGUGGAAAGAAGAAUAAAGACGGUCUGGACGAUGAAGAAUUCGAUUUGGCCGGAGACUUUGGUGAAGGAAAGAGCAACACCGGAGAGGAUGACGGUGGUGAGGAUUGGGAGAGCGAUGGCGAUGAUGAUGAUGAAGACGAUGAUGGCGAUGACAAUGAACCAAUGGAUGAUGGAGAUGAGUUCAAUGACGACAGCGAUGGUGGUUCGAUAUCACUUGACGAAGAUCAUGAGGACGGUUCUGAUAUCUUUGAAAGUGAUGACGAAGAGGCGGAACAUAGCGAUAUCGACCCAGACGCUGUUUCUGAUCCGGAAGAUGAUGAACCAAAGGCUAAGCGAAUAAGGGCAGUCACCAGCAAAGACUUCCAAAAGAAACUGAAGAAUACAACCAAUAUGAACUCGCUGUUUGCCGCAGCUGAAGACUUUUCGGAGAUGUUGGAGGAGACGGGCAAAUCAAGUAAACACGGAACACUUGGUGAAAUCUUCAAUAAAGACAAAUCAUCUGAAAAGCAAUUGGCAUGGGAAAGCAAACGUCUUAAAAAUUCCGGCUGUGGUAACUUCAGACGAAAUCCGAAACCAAAACGGAAUCGUUCACAAGGCAAAAAUCGGCGAGGCGAAUCCGUCAAGAGUCAAGUCGGUGGUAAACGCAAACAUAAAUGAAACUGUUUUAAAUUUAAAUAGGCAAAUAAUAAUUGAAAUGUUAAGUUAAAACAUGUAUUCUCUCAGUUGAAUGGGCAAGCGGAAUAAUGAAACGUAAUUCUGUUUUCAAAUGAAGUGCCUCUGAGAAAAUUUUUCAGUUAAAAAGCCCCACAAAAAUAUUGUCUGAUAAAAAUUUGUAUGAAAAUCUUAUUCAGACAAUAUUUUUGUGGGGCUUUUUUACUGAAAAUUUUUCUCAGAGGCACUUCAUUUAAAAACAGAAUUACGUUUCAUUAUUCCGCUUGCCCAUUCAGUUGUACGUAAGUGAGACGAUGUUGACAGGAAGAUAAAAAAAUAAACAGUUUUGAUAAUUACUGGAAA